GUCAACAUGGCGGAUGUAAUGAAGGACUGACAUUUAUCUGAUAACAGCUGAAAAUAAUUUAAUUUCAUCGCUGCAACAUUGCUAUCUGCUCAGCGAAAGCUGCUUCGAAAACAUUUUUCAGUGUUUUAGUUCUCAGUGGAUUGCCUUAACCGCUACUCCUCCGAUAGUGGCAUGUUUUCUGUAGUCACUCACUCGACAAGGCGGGUUGUCACUUGCCGUUCGCAUUUGGGUAUUCAAGGUGUCUAUGCCGCUAGGAAAGCAUGCUAUAGCGAUGGAAUGAAAUUUAACGAAGGACCUUUACAGUUGUACAAGUCACAUUUAGAAAGAAAAGUUCUGAAGCCCGACAACUCACAGCUGAAAGUGGUGUGCAAUCUUCAAAGCCUGUUUGAACGACUCAAAGAUUAUGAUUCCCAAAAGCAAUCAAGUAAUCAACUGCUCACACCUCAAGGACUCUAUCUUUACGGUGGGGUGGGUAGUGGCAAAACAAUGUUAAUGGACAUAUUCUAUGACAGCAUACAAGUUCCAAACAAGAAGCGUGUGCAUUUUUACUCCUUCAUGCUUCAGUUGUAUUCUGCCAUUAAUCGGUGGAACCUUUGUUGUCCAAGUGAUGAGCUAACCUUUGAUACAACUCCAGUGGAGUCCAUUGCCUCUGAGCUGGCUGGAGAGGCUUGGUUGCUCUGCUUUGAUGAAAUGCAGCUGGCAGACUUUGCCUCCACCCGGCUUUUGGAAGGAGUCUUUCGUAAAAUGUUGCAAAAUGGAACAGUUAUAGUAACAACAUCUAACAGAUCUCCUAAUGAACUUGGGGCUUCAUCCUUUGGACGCGAAAGGGAGGCUCUAGAUUCAUUGACGUCGUUAGUCGCUUUACUCACUGAGCGUUGUGAAUUGGUUGCCAUGGAUUCUGAAAAGGAUUACCGAACCAAUCAGAAACGCGGAAAGGACAAUUAUUUCAGUCCUCUGACCAAACACACAGAAAAAGUAUUCGACGAAGCCUUUUGUGAAGCAGUGGGGCGUGGUCGGCGGCUAACAUCGGUUUCGCUUCCCGUGUAUGGUCGGAAGGUCAUCGUCCCCAUCGCUUCGGAAAAUGGCAUUGCUAGGUUCACUUUCAAUGAGCUGUGCAGGUCUCCUCUAGGGCCAGCCGACUAUAUUACGAUCUGCAAUGCUUUUCACACGGUAUUCUUGGAGGACAUACCGCAGAUGAGCAUCUACCAAAAGAACGAAGCUAGGCGCUUUCUUAGUUUUGUCGAUGCAGCUUAUGAAAGUAAAGUGCAACUUUUCUGCACUGCGGCUAGCUCACCUGAUGAGUUGUUUCAAUUGAUCCCCAGCGAUGACCCACUACAAGAAGACAAGAUGCACAUGGAAAUGAUGGGCGAGAUGGCUUAUGAUCUUGAGCUCACCCAGCUCGAACUGAGUUCGCUCGGAAUAUUGACCGGCGAGGAGGAAAUCUUCUCAUUCAAGCGUUGCAUUUCACGUCUGAAGGAAAUGCAAAGCGAGCUGUAUCAGUGUCAGAAACACCGUCUCCAAGCCUUCUCUCCUUAUCUUGGUUCUUUUGAAGAACGUUUGCAAUCGGAAAAUCGUCGCCGGGAGCGCGAACACAAGCGUCGAAUGAAAAUGCUGGAGGCCUCGGGGGAUGGCAGUGAAGCUCUCCGAGAAUUACCACUGACACCUUUGACGACAGGCUCCUCCGACUGGGCAGACGAAGCGAGUUACGUCACUUGGAGCAAUGAUAUCAUGAGGAAAGAACUUCAAGACAUGGAAAGGAAGAGAAGCGGGGAGUUGGUGACGAGGCAAGACGCUCCAAAAUUCAACGAGGAACACUUUUGGGGUUUUGGGUGGUGGGAAAAGGUUAUGGGAAGGAGAAAAACUAAACCAACACAAAACAGCGAUCACACCACUAACCACUCGAAAGACUGAAUCCAAAUUGGUUUUGGACUUAAACGAAUACUUAACUCUCCCCCCCUCCCUCUCCAAGACCACCCCGAACGUUUCUUUACUCGAAUGAAACGACGGCUUGUAAACUAGAUAUUUUAAACUAUUUUCUUACAGACCUCUAGUACUGUACAGUAAAACCCUGAAAUUGAUAUUUCUUAUUCAUAGGGUAAUAUGAAAUUUCAUUAUGUAAUGAUAUGCCGUGGGACUGAAAAACGGUUAAAUGUUCUCUGUUUCCGCUGAGCCACGAAUACUUUGUCCUAAUUUACCAUGUGAAGUAAUCUGGGGGUUUUUAGCAGGUUAAUAUACUGUAACAGGCACCAUCGUACCUUUACAGAGCAGAUGCAACGUUCAUACAAAUUGAACCAAACUCAACCAUUUUAUAUUUUUAACCUCCUCCUUUUUUUUCUCUUCCCCUCUUUUCCCCCCUUCCCCCUUUCUGCGAAUUUUUUUGGGUGACAAUAGUCCCUCACAAGGGAAAACGAAAUACAAAAUGUAAUGCGUUAGUAGAUUUAAUAUUUAAUAGUCUAGGAACUAAAAAAUCCUUACCAGGGUAAACCUUGUGUAGAAUGAUUGUUUAAGGAAAACAAUGAAAAAGUGGAAAUCAGAUCUGAAUGUGACAAGAAGGAAUACACACUCGUUUGGAACCAAUGCCGUGUUACCUUAGGUCGAUCCGUGGCGGAGGCUAUCGGGUCUUCUUCAAAAUCCGGUUCUCAUGAUCUGAACGUUGUGACGACUAA
Pocillopora verrucosa is the source of this 2666-nucleotide messenger RNA. RefSeq names its product AFG1-like ATPase. The record is from RefSeq and is a predicted model, not a curated record. NCBI's taxonomy places the organism in Eukaryota, Metazoa, Cnidaria, Anthozoa, Scleractinia, Pocilloporidae. Gene Ontology annotation, cellular component: cytoplasm; mitochondrion. Gene Ontology annotation, molecular function: ATP binding; ATP hydrolysis activity.